AAAAAAACUUAGACAACGAUUCCAGCGAAGCAAAACGUUAAAGUCGAUCCGUUGAAAUGGACACAAAGGUUUUAAUAAUCGCUUGUUUUUACUUUGGCGAUUAGAAAAGUUGUCAUUCAUUAUUUCGUCUUCAAAUGACAACAUUGUGUACGGCCUGCACAUGUGACGAGGUGUAAUAUGGUGUGGGAAGUAAAAACAGUUCCUAAAAAAGUCCAGGAAUCCAAGACAGAUUGCUCCGGAAUGGACGAGGCAUUUGACCUGCUCAAGUGUAAUGAGGACCUGCCAUCUUCACCAGGCUGCCCCUCCACUGAAGGCCCUAUAGAAUAUGAUGACUUACCAGAGCUACAGGAAGUGCAGGAUGACCACUCAUCCCCAGCAGUGUUCCAGGUGGCCCCGGACGUGUCACAUGAAGAGAGGCCUGAGCAAAGCUGGAGCCUGCAAUCAGCGAGCACUAGCACUUCACACACAAAUUGGCUCACAGAAUUAGCCAACAUCGCCACCAGUCCCCAAAGUCCUUUACUGCAGAGUGCACCCCACCCUAGGUCUUCGCCAGUGCACAUCUUUGCUCACAGUAACAGUUUACAUUCCUAUGCUCGGCCUCCAUUGGCCUCCAGCAGCGCUCCCAGUCCUGCUCGUAGCCACAUAAGAGAGCGUCGCCGCACGAGGGCAAGCAGUGAGUCUGAGUCUGGGGUGUUUUGUAUGUCUUCACUGUUUGAUGAUGAUGACAUGGGGUGGUCCCAUUCCUGGCCUUCCACGAUUUGGCACUGCUUUCUAAAAGGCACACGACUGCGUUUUCAUAAAGGUCCAAAUGUGGAGUGGCAGGAAAUAGAGGACUUGGUUGAGUCUGAGGAUGAGUCUGAUGAUGAAGGAGGCAUGCACCUCAGUCCCCUUAAAACAUAUGGAUGUGAAGGGUUAAAACUUGUGGCCCUGGAGGAGACAGUGUCAUUUGGCCAGUCGGUUCUAAAGUUAACUUUUGACCCUGGUUCUCAAGAGGCUGGCCUUCUAACUGCUGAGUGCCAACUGGACCAUCCAUUUUAUGUAAAAAACAAAGGAUGGUCCUCCUUUUAUCCAAGCCUAACUGUGGUGCAGCAUGGUAUUCCCUGUUAUGAAAUGCAGAUUGGGGACUUGUGUCUACCUCCUGGACACCGUGAUGCCAUCAACUGUGAUGACUCAACUGUCUUUGACACCUUCAGGAGUUAUGACUUCACCCCUCUAGACUCAUCUGCGGUGUAUGUGCUGAGCAGUAUGGCACGCCAGCGAAGAGCAUCCCAGUCGAGCGGGGGCACUGUGAGCCCUGACUGUGACAAGCUGGAACGUUCUGGCUCGUCACAUCACUCUCCCAGUAGCAAAUCACAACGUAGCCACUCCUCAGGGGGAAGUGGUGCCACACCCACAAAAUGCAAACGGCCAAUGAACGCCUUCAUGCUUUUCGCUAAGAAGUAUCGAGUGGAGUACACACAGAUGUAUCCUGGGAAAGAUAACAGAGCUAUUAGUGUGAUUCUGGGUGAUAAAUGGAAGAAAAUGAAGAAUGAGGAGAGAAGGAUGUAUACCAUGGAGGCAAAAGCGCUGGCUGAGGAGCAGAAACGCCUCAACCCAGACUGCUGGAAACGCAAGAGAACCAACUCGGGCUCUCAACAGAAUUAGCUAUGAAACAGAACUGGGAGCGAUUGACAUCACCUAUGCCAUCUGUCCACCUAAAGGAGGGAGGAAAUUUAACUGUGAUGAUUAAAAACCUAGAACGCAUCAUUACAAUGUUAUUAUAUAUAUAUGCACACACUGUGGGAUCCAAAAGUCUGAGAGGACUAAUGAAAAUGUUUCUAUUCUUUUUAUUUUCAUACAACAGGUUUCAUAAAAAUGUAUAUUAAUGACACCCGAGAAAAAAUAGAAUCUUAAUGAUUUGCCAGAAUUUUACAGUUUCUUAGUAUUUUGGUGCAGUCAAACCGGCAAGGUCACCACAUGUUUGAGCAAAAUAUUAAGAUCUAUUUUAGGACGCCUCCAUCAGCAUGUCAUCUCCACACAUGCUUUAAUAAUAGACAUGAGGCUUGAGAAAAAUCUGACCCUUUGUACGACACAAUUAGCAUGGUCAGUAUCACACAGUUGCUUAAAUGUGUAAAUAGAAAUAGUUUAAAACAUAAUAAUAAUAAUAAUAAUAAUAAAUGUUCAACUUUUUUUUUCUAAACCUGUUUAUUUCCAAUGGGAAAAAAAAAUCAAUGUGGUCUCAGAUUUUUAAACCCCACUUUGUGUGCGUGUAUAAAUAUACUAUACAUAUAUAAAAUGAAGCAUAUUAGCAUAUUAUCUAUUAAACUAACAGCGCAUAUAUUUUUUCUUAUUCUUUCAAAAUUAUAAAAAUGCCUUAUUCUUCCAAAGUAAGAAGAUGCUCACUUGUACUUUCAGGUAAUUUUGUAUUUCUAUGCUUGAAAGGUGAGACCCUGUGGUGCUAUUUUAGUGAGAGCAAAGGAGCAGUAUAUAUAGCAAAAAAAAAAAGUAUAUUUUUAAAUGUAAAAAGAGGAAUUUUAGAUAAUAGACAGCUUGUUCAUAUGAGUUACGUACAACUCAAAAAUAUUGCACAGACUCAUUGUAUUGCAAAUGGACAAAUGUUGUUGAAUUACAUGUUCAUCAGUGAACUGGGAAUGGAUGUAUUCUGUAGACACCAACACACCAGCCUAGACCAUAAACUGUGUGUAGGAGCACGGGCAACGUGCGUAGGGGUGUUUGUGCCCCCUUUAACUGGCCAUAUUGUAGAGCAUAACAUGCUACUACACAUACACACGCACACACACACAUACAAAUAAAAUUACUUGAUCACAAAUGAACACAUGCAUACAGUACAUGACAGCACACAUUCACUCUCACAUACAGCACUUCAGGGCCAUGCCUUCACUGUAAGUGUUUUGUUUUUGCACUUUACGUACAUACAUAAACUUGUACAACCAGUAAAUGUAUACAAACUGAUAUAUUGUGUAUAAAAUUAUAUAUACUUAACUCACAAUCAUGGCCAAACUGUAUAAGUUGUGCUUUGCAGGGCUGUUUUCAGAUUAUAGAAAGAGUUGUUGAUAAUGUACAGGUCCAUGUUCCCAUUCAGUUCUUGCACAAAAUGUUCUUGUAUCAUAUUAUAAAUAAACUUUAAAAACUAGUA
Messenger RNA from Clarias gariepinus (North African catfish), 3136 nucleotides. RefSeq names its product HMG-box transcription factor 1 (gene hbp1). Bases 178 to 1644 code for a protein of 488 amino acids. Gene Ontology annotation, biological process: regulation of transcription by RNA polymerase II. Gene Ontology annotation, molecular function: RNA polymerase II cis-regulatory region sequence-specific DNA binding; DNA-binding transcription factor activity, RNA polymerase II-specific; protein binding. Lineage: Eukaryota; Metazoa; Chordata; Actinopteri; Siluriformes; Clariidae. Gene Ontology annotation, cellular component: nucleus. The transcript has 11 exons. The record is from RefSeq and is a predicted model, not a curated record.